AUGAAACAAUCCGAAAGUGUUCUUCUCGAGGUUGAGAAGAGAAAGCACUGCAAAAAUCCGUUUGAUGAUCGUUUUUUGAAAUUGGUAUUGUCUUCUUUUCAUUCUCACGACACCCUUGAGAAUACAGAAAAAGACAUGGAAGAAUCUAUUUACAACGCUUCCGUCCAUGUUAGCCUUCGUACUGAAUUAAUCAAAGAAAUGCUGAAACAGACAGCCAACGAGGUGGAUAAGCUCGUUAUUCAAACAGUAGAGUCUAGGAGAGAUCACUUAUCUGAAGGAUCUUCUGGUACGGCUGUAAUUUCUCGGGAACGCUUUCCAAAGUAUGAUCGUUCGAGAUAUUUAGCCUAUAGCUCUCAGAACGAAAAGAGUAUUAAGGAAUUUUCUGAAAUUGCAAUUACAGACGAAUAUACUUCAAAGAACACCUGUUUGAAGGAGCUUCCUUACUUUACUCCAACGUACUCCAACCAGUUUUAUGUUUUAAGCGAGUUAGCAUAUUAUAAUGACCACAAGGAAUCUAUCAACCAUUUGGUAGAAGCUGAAUGUUUGGAUUCGGUUUUUACUGGCUUCGAAAGUGUUCUUACAAUGAAUGAGGAAAAAAUUGAGCAUCUUUUUCGUCAGGAAGGCAUUGAAACUACCAUUUAUGAAGAUGUUGUACCUCCAGAAGACGAUGUUUGGGUGACUUCAUACCCAACAGAGGCAUGUAAUGAUGAAAAUGUGCUACUCGAAACAACAUGGGAAAAAGAAGAGGCUACGAACGAAAGUACCCUUUCUUCACAAGACUCUUCCAGACACCAAAAAGUGUCUUUCAUUCAGAAGGACUUUACCUACACUAGGGUGUUCAACUUGGACGCUGCAGUCGAACCACCGAGAGUCAAAGGAAAAGACAUGAAACUAAGAUUGAAGCAGUCCUACGAAGAUAACUUGCUAAUUCCUUUCUUUAACCGCCAACAGCCUUUUCCCUUAACAGAAAGCUCUCUGACUUCUUGGCAAGAUAUGAUGCACAAAGAAAUUUCAGAUCUUAAUUUCGGUGCCUCUCUCAUCUCUCCAGAGAUUGACAUUGUUAAAAUAUCUUCAUGUAUGGGUAACACAUUUUGUGAUUUCCUUUUUAACAAUGAUAUAUGUUAUGAACAUCCUUCAGUAGAUGCAAGAGAAGGUACUGACGAGUAUCUAUUUGGUGAAACUCCACAAACACAAAGCGAAACAAAGACUAUUAUUGAAAGGAUACUUGAAUCGCUGCACCAACGCAAAAACCAAAUUCCUAUGGUAAAAAUCUCGUCGUUGAUUCAGGAGCAACUUCGAACGACUACAACUGCAACCCUGACCGAGCUAAGAAAGAAGACCGGGUUAUGCAAUAUUGUUUCUAAACCACGAUUCUUCAUGGCUCUUCUACAUUUUGUUCACCACAACAACUCGAAAACAGAGAGCAUUUCGUUCGAAUUAUCUAAUUUUUCAAAAGGCUUGGGUGAAAUUCGAGUUGUGAAAAGUCAAAAUUAA
Molecule: messenger RNA, 1494 nt
Organism: Naegleria lovaniensis
Lineage: Eukaryota; Heterolobosea; Eutetramitea; Acrasida; Naegleriidae
Exons: 2
Coding region: 1-1494 (497 amino acids)
Source: RefSeq, a predicted model, not a curated record